ACUCGCAGAAGACGAACGUUUGCGGACGUUAAUUGUGAAGUGGACCGUCAGUAGGGAAGUUUUAUUUUUUAAACCUAAAGCCGGCGGGGACACACAGCGGACACGUGGCGCACGGAGCUUCUGUUCGUGGGUUUUUACGUCACACAUCACGCCAAUGAGAACUGUUGCAGUCCUUGGAGGGGGGAUUGGGGGUUUGGCCACAUCUUACUAUCUGUGCAAAAGCCCCCAGAUUACGAAGGUCAUUGUUUUGGAGUCCAGCAGCCGUCUCGGAGGUUGGCUCUGGUCCACCAGGAGGUCAGACGGUGCCGUGUUUGAACAUGGACCCAGAGGAAUCCGACCUGCUGGGGCAGUGGGACGCAACACACUCAAUAUGGUGGAAGACCUGGGUCUUGCGGCGGAGCUUCUUCCCAUCACCUACAGUCAUGUUGCCGCCAAGAACAGGUAUCUGUAUGUGAAGGGAAAGCUUCACAGGAUGCCGUCAGGAAUCAGCGGACUUCUGCGGACUGUCCCGCCUUUCUCUCGUCCACUCCUGUUGAGUGUUGCCAAGGAGAUACUGGUGAAGAAAAGCAAAAAGGACGAUGAGUCCAUACAUUCAUUUGUUUCCCGGAGACUUGGACAGGAGUUGGCAGACAUUGCUGUGGACAGUCUGUGCCGUGGUGUCUUUGCAGGCGAUUGCAGGAAGUUGAGUGUGCGCUCUUGUUUUCCACCACUGUACAACGCAGAGCAGCACAGAGGUUCCCUGACACUGGGCAUGUUGUUGGGCUCAGGUCCCUCUCCUGUCGUGGUCUCUGGUCCUCUGGCUCAGCGGUCUCUUAAAGAGUCGUGGGCUCAGUGGUCCCUGAAGAGGGGAGUGGAGUCUCUCCCAGAAUCCAUCAGUGACUACCUUCAACAGAGUGGCAAAGUGGAGCUUCACAGAGACGCAGCUGUUCAGCGCAUCUGUCCCUCACCCGCUGGUUGGAAGAUCCAUUUGGAGAAUGGCGUUGUAACUGCUGAUCACAUCUUCUCUGCACUUCCUGCCAAAGCCCUCUCCUCUGCACUGCCGUCCUCCUGUCAACCUCUCAUUCAAGAGCUGCAGGACAUCGCCACGGUAACGGUCGCUGUGGUAAAUCUGGAGUACGACGGUUCCAUCCUGCCUGUGACGGGUUUCGGGCACCUGCUUCCAUCGUCGGAGGAUCCGGCUUUGCUCGGUGUCGUCUAUGACUCUGUUCCCUUCCCUGAACACAACAGAAGUGACGGACAGACCACAAGACUGACGGUGAUGAUGGGUGGAGCCUGGUUCCAGGAAGAGUUUGGUCCUCCAGAAAUGGUAACAGAGGAGCGACUCUUGGAGAGAGCCACGGACGCAGUGAGCUUCCACCUGGGAGUCAACAGCUCACCCUGCUGGAGUCUGGUGUCAGUGCAUAGGGACUGUAUACCUCAGUACUAUGAAGGACAUCACAGAAGAGUUGAGUCCAUGCGUAGCUUCAUAAAGAAGAACGAGCUCCCGCUGUCUCUGGUCGGUGCCUGUUAUGACGGCGUGUCAGUGAAUGAUGUCAUCUUCAGUGGACGGACCGCUGUGCAGGAGUUGCUGGGAGCUUGAUGUCACAUCCACAAUGUGGAUGUUUAUCUAUGUUAAGAUGAUCAGGCUGAAUUGACUCAUGCCUCACUUAUUUUUUUAUUUAUUUCAGAGAUGUGUGGACACACAAGAACGAGUUCAGCCAAAUCCGCAAAAGUUUUGUAUCAUAUCGGCUUUUUAUCGAGGAUUUUUGGAGCCUUUAAACACUAUUCUUUGGAAUACACGUACCAGAGGGAAAAAUUCUCAAAACACCACCAUUUUCGUGUAUAUAACCAAUGGGAAAAUAAUGUCAUAUCCCCCACCUCUCCAACCUAACCCUUAACCACGCUAGCUUUAUGCACAUACGCCAAGGUGUCACCUACAGACCUGGCAUAUAUAUACUACAGCAUUAAGAGUCAUUUUGGGAGUUUUUUCCAAUUCUGGUUUUCAAAAUGGAGGAAAAUUCCAUCCUCUGUAAUUUCCCACCAAUAACUUCUGAAAUCAAUAAAGGUAUGUGUUACCUUAAA
Molecule: messenger RNA, 2061 nt
Organism: Solea senegalensis (Senegalese sole)
Lineage: Eukaryota; Metazoa; Chordata; Actinopteri; Pleuronectiformes; Soleidae
Gene: ppox
Product: protoporphyrinogen oxidase
Exons: 13
Coding region: 155-1579 (474 amino acids)
Biological process (GO): heme biosynthetic process
Cellular component (GO): mitochondrial inner membrane
Molecular function (GO): protoporphyrinogen oxidase activity, oxygen as acceptor
Source: RefSeq, a predicted model, not a curated record